Kickxella alabastrina is the source of this 553-nucleotide messenger RNA. RefSeq lists its product as uncharacterized. Gene Ontology annotation, molecular function: protein folding chaperone. Bases 159 to 476 code for a protein of 105 amino acids. Lineage: Eukaryota; Fungi; Kickxellomycota; Kickxellomycetes; Kickxellales; Kickxellaceae. The record is from RefSeq and is a predicted model, not a curated record. Gene Ontology annotation, biological process: protein insertion into ER membrane. Gene Ontology annotation, cellular component: endoplasmic reticulum membrane. The transcript has a single exon.
AGACACAGAAGCGCAAACUUUAAACUCGAUUUCUCACUUUCCUUAUUUUAUUUUUCUUUGCAUUGCCAAUUACCUCAUCUCAUCCUUCUUUCCAAUUUAAUUAUUUUGUUUCCUCAAAUCCAACCCUUUUCUCCCUUCAACAAACAAAGCAAAAAAAUAUGGCGCGCAAAGAGUUUCCCGGAGACCCGCGUCUUCCCACCGCCAUCGUCGCCUACACGCCUGCCUCCAGCUCCGCCGACGGCGGCAUAUACUACAUGACAGCCUUUGCCAGCUCCAUGGGUGCAUUGUUUGUCAAGGCCAAGUGGAUAGGCUGGGUGGCUGUUUUUGCCUCAAUGCUCUCCAUAUUCAACGACCGCAUUUCGGCAUCGUCCAGUGGAGGCAGUCGCUUAUCCACCAUCACGCUUGCUUUGACUGCCCUUAUGAUGACUUACACGCCGGAGCUGAUUUCGGUGUAUAACCGGACCAAGGGCAACUAGACAAUCUGCCAUUUGUCAUUUUUUGUAUUUUGCAUGUGAUAAUCCAAAAAACAAUAUAAAUGGUUUUUCAUAUUUCA